UGCGCUCCUGCAAAUGAAUGGCGGAAGUUAGUUGUUGUGUUGUAUUACUGUUUGGAAACAAAGUCAAAAAGACUGUGGAAGGAAAUAUUAUAGCGUUUGAAUGAAAGUAAUGUUUUUUUUUUAUAACGAUUACAAAAAUUACACGGCUUUGAUUACAGCAUCAGCGUUAAAAAGCGUGAUUAUAGAAGUUGAAAUGUUUUCCAUAUCUCCUUAGGAUAUUAAAUCCGUCUUAUUAGUUUAUCGUAAGGUACACCAAAUAACACUUUGCCCGUUACUACCAGAUUACACCAGAGAGUACAAACUGCCCUCUCAACAAGCAUCGCUCCUUUGUGUGAAUUAUGGAACUGUUUAAAUGUCAGAGACGAUGAGGGGAAACGCAGGCAGCUCGCCUCAAACUGACGAGGGCGGCAUGGAUGAGGAUGUCCUCCCGGCUAAGCGACAGGCUCUCUCCCGGCGAAACCUAAGCAGAUCCGGGGACGGGCUCCGUCCUGUAGACGUGUCCAUCAUACUGCCUGUUCACAAUGCGGCCUGCUGGCUGGAUGAGUGUCUGAGAUCUGUCUUGGAGCAGGACUUUCAGGGAACUAUGGAGCUGUCUGUUUUCAAUGAUGCCAGUAAGGAUGACUCACAAGCCAUUAUUGAGAAAUGGACAGCCAGCCUGGAGCGCAGAGGGAUUUCCACUGUGGUUUCAGGACACCACUCCCUUCUGCCCAGAGGAGUUGGUUAUGCAAAGAACCAGGCAGUGGCUAAGAGCAGAGGAGAGAAUCUAUGCUUCCUUGAUGCGGAUGACGUCAUGAUGCCUCAGAGGGUCCGACUGCAGCACCAGGCUACCCUAGAUCACCCCAACUGCAUCGUUGGCUGUCGGGUGAAGAGGCAGCCGGAUGGCUCAACGGAGCGCUACACCCGCUGGAUCAACAGCCUGACCCCAGAGCAACUCCUGACUCAGGCCUACACCUCCCACGGCCCUACUGUCAUCAUGCCCACCUGGUUCUGUACCCGGAGCUGGUUUGAGCACGUUGGCAAGUUUGACGAGGGAGGAAAGGGAGUCCCGGAGGACCUGCUGUUUUUUUACGCCAGCCUGCGGAAGGGAGGAGGGCUGCUCCGUGUGGACGAGUGUCUGCUGACCUACCGGUACCACCCCCAGGCUGCCAGCUUGGCCGUGCACGAGGAGACAAUCUGGAGCCACAGAGUGGUCUUCUUGCAGGAGCGCAUCCUCUGCCAGUGGGAUUCUUUCACUAUCUGGAAUGCUGGGAAACAGGGGCGCAAGCUGUACCGCAGCCUGUCCCCAGCUAAUCAGAGCAAGGUCAUUGCCUUCUGUGAUGUUGAUGAAAGUAAAAUAAAGAAGGGCUAUUACACCUAUGAGGAUUCGAAGGAGAGGCCCAAGCCCAGAAUUCCAGUCAAGCACUUCAGAGAUGCCUCUCCCCCGUUCAUCAUCUGCGUGAAGCUGGAUAUGACAGGUGGAGUUUUGGAAGACAACCUGCGCUCUCUUAACCUGAAAGAAGGGUUAGACUACUAUCAUUUCAACUGAAGAAAGAAAAAGGAAGAAAGGGAGAGAGUAGGGCUUGGAAAUCCAGAGAAUACAGCACUAUGGAUUCCACAGUGCUUGGGGAGUGAGGAGAGUCUGGCUCUGCAAGAAAGACUCCUUUCUUGCAGAGAGCACCUGAGCUGAGUCCUGUCCCACCAGAGACAGACAGCAGCACACCAGAAACACUAUAUCCAGGCCACCUCCGUCCCUGCGAGCUGGACUCAAGACAAAAUGAAUGUGCUUGAAAAUGAAUAAGACUAUAGUGCAUUUUUUACGUUGCACGCAAACGUUACUCAAACAGAUUACUAAAUUACCCCCUCCACUCGCCUGCCCAGUCAAGCGAUGUCAUCUCUCCAAUGCAGAACAUUUGGAUGGACGAUUAUGCUGAUGUUCUGUUGUGCUCAUUAAACAAAAUAAAAAGCUUCAAAGUC
Lepisosteus oculatus (spotted gar) is the source of this 1953-nucleotide messenger RNA. It is a transcript of the gene b3gntl1, whose product is annotated as UDP-GlcNAc:betaGal beta-1,3-N-acetylglucosaminyltransferase-like 1. NCBI's taxonomy places the organism in Eukaryota, Metazoa, Chordata, Actinopteri, Semionotiformes, Lepisosteidae. The record is from RefSeq and is a predicted model, not a curated record.